Molecule: messenger RNA, 1074 nt
Organism: Penicillium argentinense
Lineage: Eukaryota; Fungi; Ascomycota; Eurotiomycetes; Eurotiales; Aspergillaceae
Product: kinase-like domain-containing protein
Exons: 4
Coding region: 1-1074 (357 amino acids)
Biological process (GO): protein phosphorylation; spliceosomal complex assembly; regulation of mRNA processing
Molecular function (GO): ATP binding; protein kinase activity
Source: RefSeq, a predicted model, not a curated record
AUGGUGGAUAUUCAACGGUAUGGCUAUGCAGAGACUUACGAGCACUCGUUCGUGACAUUGAAACUAUACGAACGUGAUUCCAGUCAUGCAAAACGGGAGAUUGAGGCUUUCGAGCAUCUCAAGAGUCUCAAAUCAAGUCACACGGGCACCAUUCUCUUGCGAACCGUGUUGGAUAAAUUCCAACUCCGCUCGAUUGAUGGCUCUCACUUCUAUCAGUGUCUCAUUCACCCACCCUUGGCCAUGAGUCUGUUAGAACUUCGAAAACGGACAGCGAGAAAGGUUUUCCCAGAGAACCUGCUCAAAUCCACUCUGAAUCAUAUUCUCAUCGCCCUGGAUUUCUUGCACAGCGAGGCACAUGUGAUCCACACAGACAUACAAGAAAAGAACGUCAUGCUCGAUGUUGAAGAUGAGUCGAUUCUCGUCGAUUUUGAGAAUGCCGAGAUAUCCAUUCCAAGCCCCCGCAAACUCGUUGGGAAUCGGACAAUAUAUUAUUCUCGAAAGCUGGGGAUUCCAAAAAUGCAUGGCCGUCCCGUACUGGCAGACUUUGGUGAGGCUCGCUUUGGUUCGGAUACUGGAACAUACUACGAUAUUGUACAGCCAUUCAUCUACAGGGCUCCGGAGGUGAUACUUCGCAUGCCGUGGAAUGAAAAGAUUGACAUUUGGAACCUUGCAGUAUUGACCUGGGACCUCUUUGAACAAGGACAUCUUUUCAAAGCCCGUGAUGCAAACAAGCAGGAGUCAGAAAGCCAUCACCUUGCUGAAAUGAUUGCCUACCUGGGACCACCGCCACGCGAGAUGCUUGAUAAAAGUGAAUAUGCGAACAAUUUUUUUGAUACUAGCGGUACUGUUCCCACUUAUUACUCGUCUUUUUUGUUUCAGUUUGUGUUUCUAACCGGUGGGAAUCAGGGAAAUGGAAGGGCCUCGCUGAAAUCCCUUCUCAGUCUUUGGAGGAACUUGAAGGCAACCUUUGCGGAGAACAUCAAGCAAAUUUUCUCCGGUUCAUGCGCAGGAUGCUUCGAUGGCGACCGGAAGAAAGACCUUCGGCGAAAAAGUUGCUAUCAGACCCUUGGCUAA